Messenger RNA from Salvia splendens (bonfire salvia), 1435 nucleotides. Its product is annotated as probable LRR receptor-like serine/threonine-protein kinase At4g37250. The transcript has a single exon. Gene Ontology annotation, molecular function: protein binding. The record is from RefSeq and is a predicted model, not a curated record. The annotation marks the transcript as partial. NCBI's taxonomy places the organism in Eukaryota, Viridiplantae, Streptophyta, Magnoliopsida, Lamiales, Lamiaceae.
CAACCUGAAUGUCAAUUCACAAAGGAGACAGCAUGAUUGAAUGUAGUACUUUCCCCUCAUUAUAUUAUGUGCAAUCAUAAAUGGCUCAUUACAGAGUAUUUUGGUUUUCAGUUAGCAAGUUUUGGUGAACCAUUAUUGUCCCCUCCCUCCUGAUUCUUUAUUGUUCUUCCCACAUGGUCCCUUCUGCCCUCUUAAAUCUCACUUCGAUCUCCAUUUCUUAUUACACAAUUCUCCCUUCAAACCACAACACAAUGAGGGCCCGAAACCUCGAUCUGCUCAAUCUAUGGGCUCUCGCAUUGGCUCUCCUUAUUCGGGCCGGAUCUUUCGGGCUCAACACCGACGGCGUCCUCCUUCUCUCCUUCAAAUACAGCAUCACCGCCGAUCCAUUCCGCGCUCUGCAAGGCUGGACCGCCGAUGACGAGACUCCGUGCUCGUGGAACGGCGUCUCCUGCGGCUCUCCGGGCUCCGGGGAGCCCUAUUUCCGGGUCACGGGCCUCUCCCUCCCGGAUUCAGGCCUCCGCGGCUCCCUCCCCGCCACAAUUGGCAUGAUCCAACACCUCCAAAAUCUCAAUCUCUCCAACAAUUCCAUCAAUGGAUCCAUCCCUUCCACUCUCUUCUCCGCCGCCGACCUUCAGUUCUUCGAUUUGUCCAACAAUCUUCUCUCCGGCUCCCUCCCGGAGCUCGUCGGGAAGCUUCAGAAUCUCCGGCUUCUGAACCUUUCCGACAACGCUCUCGUAGGGAACCUGCCGUUAAAUCUGACGGCGCCUCCGAAUUUAACAGCUAUUUCUCUGAAGAAUAACUACUUCUUCGGCCCGAUUCCGGCGAAAUUCGAUUCAAUUCAAGUGUUAGAUCUGUCUUCCAACUUGAUCAACGGAACUCUACCGCCAGAUUUCGGCGGCAGCCAUAUUUCCUACUUCAACGCUUCCUACAACAGACUCUCCGGCGAAAUCCCGCAGCAAUUCGCCUCCCUAAUUCCGGCCAAUGCGACGGUGGAUCUCUCUCACAACAACUUAUCCGGUCCGAUUCCGGCGUCUGAUCUCUUCUUCCACCAAGCCACAGAUUCACUCUCCGGCAACCCUAACUUAUGCGGCCAGCCACUGCAAAACACGUGUCUCGCUCCGUCUACGUCUCCGCCUCCCGCCGGAGAGGGAGUUCCGCCUUCCAAUUCUCCUCCGGCGAUCGCAGCCAUUCCGAAAACAAUAGCAUCCAAUCCAUCAACCGGAGACCCCUCUCACGAGGAUCGUUCCGGUCUCACGACCAGAACGAUCCUCGCGAUAGUCAUCGGAGACGUCGCCGGAAUCGCAAUCCUCGCAAUAAUCUUCCUCUACAUCUUCAAAAGAAAAAAAAUUGCCAAACACACAACCAAACCAGAAGAACAGACCGCGAAUGAGUUCGACUGGGCGUCAUCGGAGUCCACCUCAGCAAACACAACACU